Kockovaella imperatae is the source of this 2018-nucleotide messenger RNA. Its product is annotated as putative Imidazoleglycerol phosphate synthase. NCBI's taxonomy places the organism in Eukaryota, Fungi, Basidiomycota, Tremellomycetes, Tremellales, Cuniculitremaceae. The transcript is spliced from 3 exons. The coding region runs from base 216 to 2018 and encodes 600 amino acids. Gene Ontology annotation, biological process: L-histidine biosynthetic process. Gene Ontology annotation, molecular function: oxo-acid-lyase activity; imidazoleglycerol-phosphate synthase activity. The record is from RefSeq and is a predicted model, not a curated record.
GCAAGGCGAGAGCCAUGCAUAGUCUAUGGCAAAGUCUUCAAGACCCAUCGCACUCACCUCAGCUGACGUAAGCUGACCACGUGUGGCGACGAGACUCGAGUCAAAAAGUUCACGAAUUAUCUCUGAGGACAACGAUGAUAGCUGCUCGUACAGUCAUUUGGUCUUCUGAGAAGCUGCGUGAGGCUGGAUAACACUGGCGACUCAGACAUCCCGAUAUGUCGGACUGGACUGUGCUACCUGUCCCCGAGGUGGAUCAACCUAAUGGUCAUGCUUCUUCGUCCAAGUCGAGACUCUAUAUUCUAGACUAUGGUGCGGGAAAUGUCCGAAGUCUCGCCAACUCGAUCCGAAAGCUCGGGUAUGACUUUGAGUGGAUCAAAGAUGCUUCAGACUUUGACAAGGCAGAGAAACUCAUCUUCCCCGGAGUCGGUGCCUUUGGUCAAGCGACCGCAUCAUUAUCAACCUCUGGUCUACUACCCCAUCUACAACGCUAUAUCUCCUCUGGCAGACCCUACUUUGGUAUCUGUAUCGGAAUGCAAGUCCUCUUUGAAACCUCCGCAGAAUCUCCUUCCGCUCAAGGUCUGGGGAUCUUGCCGUACAAGAUACAAAAGUUUAAAUCAUCAGAUGAACGCGGGAGAAAGAGUGUACCUCAUAUGGGUUGGAACUCGGCGUGGAAAGCGUGGUCUGAUGACUCGAGUGAAUUGCUGGCUUCAAGCGAGGAUUUUUACUUUGUUCACUCCUACGCUGCUACCCUUCCAUCGACUGAGACUCGGCCACCACCCUUCGCACACACACUGUCCAGAUAUGGAGGCGAGACGUUCAUCUCGUCUGUUCGAAAAGGCAACGUCUUUGGAACGCAAUUUCACCCUGAAAAGUCUGGCCCAGCUGGUUUGGAUCUCUUAAAACGAUGGCUUCAAGCGCCAGCUUCCUCCCUCGCUUCUCCAUCAGAAACAUACAGUCAACCUCAACUCCAGUCCCCCGACACCUCCCGAUCUUCCGGGACAGGCCUCACAAAUCGAAUCGUGGCAUGUCUCGAUGUCAGGUCCAACGACGCUGGCGAUCUCGUCGUGACCAAAGGUGACCAGUAUGAUGUUCGCGAAAAGACAGACGACAGAGGUGUUCGAAAUCUUGGAAAACCAGUCGAGCUAGCCAGACGAUACUACGAGGACGGCGCUGAUGAGAUUUGCUUCCUCAACAUCACUUCGUUCAGGUCCUCUGCCCUUCAGGACCAACCAAUGUUGGAGGUCGUCAAAGCCGCUGCGGAAACGGUCUUUGUCCCUCUGACCAUCGGAGGCGGUAUCAAAGAUACGGUUGAUCCAGAUGGUACCCCACGGUCUGCUCUUGAGGUCGCAGGAGCGUACUUCCGCAGUGGAGCGGACAAGGUGUCUAUCGGGUCCGAUGCGGUCAUUGCGGUGGAGGAGUUGUUGGCAAGACGAGCGAAAGGCGAACCUCCUUUGACCGGAAAAACGGCCAUCGAAACGAUCUCUGAAGGGUACGGAUCUCAAGCUGUCGUCGUCUCGAUUGAUCCCAAGAGAGUUUACGUGGACGCCACACCGCCAAACUGGAUCGAGAGCGUACCUGACAGUCAUCGAGCUUGCGUCGUCGAGGGGUCCAAAUCCACCACGAGGACACGAGACGAGGAACAAGGCAAAGCAUGGUGGUACCAAUGUACCGUCUCAGGUGGUCGAGCCGUGAGGGAUAUCGACGCGGUCCAAUUGGCUCAAGGAGUUGAGCAGCUAGGAGCGGGAGAGAUUCUGCUCAACUCGAUAGAUCGAGAUGGGAGUGGAAAAGGAUUUGACCUGGAUCUCGUGAGAUUGAUCAGGCAAGCUGUCAGCAUCCCCGUCGUGGCCAGCAGUGGUGCGGGGUCGUCUGAAGACUUUGUAGAAGUAUUCAAGGCGACAGGUGUGGAAGCUGGACUGGCGGCGGGUAUCUUUCAUCGUAAAGAGGUGGGAAUAGACGAGGUCAAGGACGCCUUGCGUAAUAAUGGUCAAGCAGUCAGACAAUGCGGCAUAGACAUCUAG